AUGGGCCUCUCCAGCUCCAAACCAGAACGGCCAUCCAGGCCGUCCAAGUCCAACCUCAAACCAGGCUCGUUUACAUGUUCUCCCAACAUGUACGCAUCUUCUCCCGCACCAGUCCCAGCACAAUACAACUUCUACCCUGAUUCCAAAGCCUCGCAGCAGCAGUUCAGUUACAGCCCGGCCACAAACUUCCCACAUCCACCUCUCCCAGCUCCAUGCUCAACACACAAAGAAUCGUAUCCCCAAUAUGAUUUGCGCCCACCUCGGAAACAGAAAGGCUUCGACGUCGGCCGCCUCUCAGAGUCCAUGGUCGACCUUGCACUGGAUCUGAUAUGCGCUCAUGCCCCUGGGCCGCGAAAACAGCUUACACCUUCCACCAACGUUGCCAGCGCGGCAUACGAUGACAUUAAGCACCGUUUCGACAAUGUCAUGACACUGAUUGAUUCCGAGAGCCUAUCAGGCCACGAAAGGAAUUUGUUCCUAUGCCAGGAGCCCGCUUCUCAAAGCGGUCUCGCCCAGUAUAAACCCCAAACUCGGCCCCAACCUUACACACACGACCCAUCUCAACCAUGGCCAACUCACGACAAGUACACUUGUCGAACCCUGGGUUUCAGAGAGUCACACCCCAUUGAACAGCAGGAAAAGGGACAGCCUUCGCAAGCCGCUCACAUAGCCACCGCUGUGGUAUCGGGCAACUAUUUCUCCAAGGUAGAACUAUAUGCCAAUUCAAAACUGCCCAUGAACCUCCCCCCUCUUCGUCUAUACAUGCCGACGUGGCCCCUCCUCUGCCUGGCCGCCCAAUACUCCCACCGCGUCUACACCAGCCCGGGAGACGACGAACUAAACACGCACAUCCCCUCGUCCCUGCGCAACAACACCAAGGCAAUGCGCAUCAAGUCCGUCUCCAUGGACCACGCAAACACCAUCGUCUUCGCCAUCCGCGGCACCGCCUCCUUCUCCGACUGGGCCGUCAACCUCAACAUGGCGCCCUCGCCGCCCACAAACUUCCUCGACGACCAAGACAACUACUGCCACGCCGGGUUCCUCUCCGUCGCCCGCAAGACGGUCCGCCCCGUGGCCGCGCGGCUCAGGCAGCUGCUGGAGGAGAAUCCCGGACGGGCAGGAUACUCGCUCCUCCUGACGGGCCACUCGGCCGGCGGCGCCGUCGCGGCCCUCCUGUACAGCCACAUGCUGAGCGGCAUCGAGAGCGAGCUGACGCUGCUCGCGGGCCGCUUCAGACGCAUACACUGCGUCACAUUCGGCGCGCCGCCCAUCAGUCUGCUGCCGCUGAAGACGCCCAAGAGGAGAGAGCUCAGAAAGAGCCUGUUUCUAAGCUUCGUCAACGAGGGGGACCCCGUGGCACGGGCGUCCAAGUCGUAUGUCCGGUCUCUUGUUGCGCUGCUCGCCAACCCGCCGCCGCCAGCGGACCCGGUACACGGUCGGCCAGAGUGGAGGGUGCCGCCUUCGAAGCUCAGCAACGCGGGGAGGAUAGUGGUUCUGCGGACGGGCAAUCCGCACGCUCCCGUGACGGAGCACAAGACACUCAGGCAGAGGCUGGACGAGGGCGUGGCGGCGGUGACGUGCAAGGAGCAUCAGUUGCGGGGCGUGAUAUGGGGAGAUCCGGUGGCGCACAUGAUGAGUCUGUACGCGGGGAGGAUAGAGGUUUUGGCCGUGGGAGCGGUGACGGGGAAGAGGAGGGUGAUGUGGUGA
Metarhizium acridum CQMa 102 is the source of this 1707-nucleotide messenger RNA. RefSeq lists its product as uncharacterized. NCBI's taxonomy places the organism in Eukaryota, Fungi, Ascomycota, Sordariomycetes, Hypocreales, Clavicipitaceae. The record is from RefSeq and is a predicted model, not a curated record. Gene Ontology annotation, biological process: lipid metabolic process.